AUGUCCAACCCAAUAACGGCCGCUUCAUCGUCCACGACUAGAGAUAUUACCGUUACCAGUGGUCUGGGACGAGCAAAAACUGCGGGAACUGCGGGAAUACCUAGAAAUUGUUCGUGCGGGGAGAGAAUCGUCGAGCUAAUAUCCAAAUCCCGGCCAAAUCAAUACUGCCGGUAUUAUCGGUGUCUCUAUGCGGAUUCACUUAGGCUGGAGAACGACGACCACAUUUUCAAAUGGGUCGAUGAAACUUUCACCGAUGAGAUUCGACAGUUGCACAACCAAGUUCGAAUCCUAGAAGAAGAAGUUCAAUUGCUCAAGGCAACAAUAAGGAGCAAACGUCCGACAUUAAUGCCUAAGAUAUCAGGAGGUUGUGUCCAUGUUAUUGUCGGCAUCAGUGUCGUAGUUGUAGUUGUAGCCGAUAUUAUAAUGUACAAGUAA
Messenger RNA from Raphanus sativus (radish), 435 nucleotides. RefSeq lists its product as uncharacterized. Lineage: Eukaryota; Viridiplantae; Streptophyta; Magnoliopsida; Brassicales; Brassicaceae. The record is from RefSeq and is a predicted model, not a curated record. The transcript has 2 exons. Gene Ontology annotation, molecular function: zinc ion binding. The coding region runs from base 1 to 435 and encodes 144 amino acids.